CUCACUCUCUCUCAAGUCUCAUCACUCCGUCUCUCUCCUUCUUCUCAAAAUCUCCGGCGAAAUUCACCGAUCCACAGCCACUACCGCCGCCUCAGCUCCUGUUCUCUCCCCCAUUCACUCGCGCCAGCACUACAGCUCACCACUGCUUCCACCGUGGAAUUGUGCACGCUGCUCUCUUCUCCGCUCAGCAAUAUCGAAAAGCCCUAGUUCUAUUUGUUCAUCAGAUAAUAGUAUGGCCGGGGCUGAAGGUGACAUCAGAGAACCAAUGAACGAGCAAGCCAUCGCAAAUGUAUAUGCUUCCAUGAGAAAUGAAAUCAACCAAUUCUACUCCAAGAUCACCGAGCUGGAAAUGGAGGUCAGCGAGCACUCCCUUGUGAUCAAUGCCAUAAAACCACUCGAUCCGUCAAGGCGGUGCUACCGGAUGAUUGGAGGCGUCCUUGUUGAGAGAACAAUCCGAGAAGUUCUGCCAGCUGUUCAGAGGAAUAAGGAAGGUCUUGAAGAGGUGAUUGCUCGGCUCAAUGAAGCGUCCGAGAAGAAGAAAAAGGAGCUGGCUGAAUUUGAGGCCAAGUACAAAAUCAGAAUCCGAAAGGGCGAUGCUGAGAUGAAGGACGAAAGCAAGAAGGAAGGGAACGCUCAGGGCGUCCUCGUUGGCCCUGCCGGUUCUAAUUAACUGCAGUUGGAGUUUCUAUGUUUCUAUAUCAUCUUUUUUUCCUUUUUAUAUCUAUGGUGGUGGUGCUCAUUGUUAAGAAAUAUUGAAGCUUUUCUUGGUUAGGACAUGACAACUUUGAACUUAUUCUAGUGAUUGAAAAUUUGAAACCUUUUAAGUUGAUAAA
This is a messenger RNA of Salvia splendens (bonfire salvia), 833 nucleotides long. RefSeq names its product probable prefoldin subunit 2. The transcript is spliced from 2 exons. Gene Ontology annotation, cellular component: prefoldin complex. Gene Ontology annotation, biological process: protein folding. Bases 233 to 670 code for a protein of 145 amino acids. The record is from RefSeq and is a predicted model, not a curated record. Lineage: Eukaryota; Viridiplantae; Streptophyta; Magnoliopsida; Lamiales; Lamiaceae.